UUAAGGUCGACUGCGGGGCUCUUUUUUUUUUGGCAGUGCGGCGAAAGGCCGUGACGCCAAUCCAACAAGUUAACCGUAGGCCUAGACACUUUUAAAUUGAAUUAUUUAAAACUCGUUUUGGUCUCACACGGCUUGUUGGUAAAGAUGACAUGGGGGGCGCAGCUUUUCGUGUUUCUGACCACCCUUCCGCUCAGACACUGCACGGCCUCAGGAACCGAGGAGUCGGAUGCAAAUGCCACCAGUUUGGACACCAUAAUGCCAUGGCAUGUCUCCACUGAAGUCCUGGGCUACAUGGGCUGUGUAGUGGCGGCUGUAUUUUAUGGCAGCCAGUUCAUCCCCUUGAAGAAAGUGGAAACGGGAGACGGUAUGUUCUUCCAGUGGGUGAACUGCCUGGCCAUCUGGCUGGUGGGGUUCAUAGGGAACCAGCUCCUGGGUUCGCCCAAUGUGCACCCCUUUGCUAUGGUGGGAGGAGUCAUCUGGGCUACAGGUAACAUCACCUCUGUCCCCAUUGUCAGGUCCAUCGGACUGGGUCUGGGGGUUCUACUCUGGGGAUCCAGUGGCCUGCUGAUGGGUUGGGCCAGCUCCCGGUUUGGCUGGUUUGGCAUAGGCGAACAGGAGGUCCCACGGCCUGUGCUCAACUACUGUGGAGCGGCCCUCUGUCUGUUCAGUUCGUGCAUGUUCCUCUGUGUCAAGAGUGACCCAGGAAGCCCCAACAGGAUGUCCCAAGAAUCAGAAACUUCACCACUUCUCAUAGACCGGAGGCUGAACUCUGAAUUCUGUGAUGAGUCAGGGCCCUGGCUGGAUAAGGUCUCCCCCAAGUCCAAACGCUUGGUAGGCUGCUUGUUGGCCAUAAUGGCGGGGUGUUUCUACGGCUUCUCCUUCAUCCCCAUCCUCUAUAUGAAGCACGAGGCCUCCAACAACGCCAGUGUCUUUUCUGGCUCCAGCCAAAACGAUUAUGACUAUGGCUUUGCCCAGUACAACGGGAUCUUCCUGGCCAGCACCGCUUACUUCCUCAUCUACUGUGCCGCCAUGAAGAGCAAGCCUCGCAUAUACUCCCGCGCUGUCCUGCCAGCGGUGCUGAGUGGGACCAUGUGGGGCAUUGCAACGUACUCUUGGUUCCUGGCCAACUCCUACCUGAACACCAUAAUCACCUUUCCCAUCGUCACUGCUGGUUACAGCCUGGUAGCAGCUCUGUGGGGUGUUGUGGUCUUCAAGGAAGUCCGGGGUCUCAUCAACUGUCUGGUGUUUGUCAUGGCCUCUGGGGUUGUCUUGACUGGGACGAUGCUGACUGCCCUUUCCAAGAUGUAGCUGCUGUUCACCAAAUGGCCGGCAGAGGGCACUCCAUCCUGUAGCGCUCCUCCCCUGCAAUCAGUGUUUGGCCUUACUACCUCUUCAGCUGCUGUGGCCACAGCCACUUGCAAUACCAGAGUUUUAUACUUUGCUAAGUUGAAAUGUUUUUCUAAAGAAUAUAAAAAGUGGAAACGACUGUAAAAAAAUAUUUAUUUAUAUUAAAAGUAUUGAGUCAAACAUG
Molecule: messenger RNA, 1531 nt
Organism: Engraulis encrasicolus (European anchovy)
Lineage: Eukaryota; Metazoa; Chordata; Actinopteri; Clupeiformes; Engraulidae
Gene: tmem144b
Product: transmembrane protein 144b
Exons: 12
Coding region: 145-1308 (387 amino acids)
Biological process (GO): carbohydrate transmembrane transport
Cellular component (GO): membrane
Molecular function (GO): carbohydrate transmembrane transporter activity
Source: RefSeq, a predicted model, not a curated record